UAAUAUAGAAACCAGUGUGUUCAUGGCCUGGGUUGUUGAGCGGCAUGUAACCGGCGUUAGUUGUCGAAAAAAACUGCCGCUGUUGGAGGGCUGUCCACUUAAUUUGCAAUUGAGCUUUAGAGAGGCAAGAGUGUAGUCAGGCAAGAGACAAGAACUUCCUCAAAGGCGCGGAAGGAAAAAUGCUGUUCUACUCCUUCUUCAAGUCACUGGUGGGGAAGGAUGUGGUGGUGGAACUGAAAAAUGACCUGAGCAUAUGUGGGACACUGCAUUCUGUGGACCAGUACCUCAAUAUCAAACUCACAGACAUCAGCGUCAUCGACCAGGACAAGUACCCGCAUAUGCUGUCAGUGAAGAACUGCUUUAUCCGCGGCUCAGUGGUGCGGUACGUGCAGCUGCCUGCUGACGAGAUCGACACGCAGCUGCUGCAGGACGCCACCCGGAAGGAGGCGCAGCAGGGCAAGACGUAGCCGCCCGCCCGUGUCUCGCGUCCCGCGUCACCCACGCCAACAUGCCCCCAUUCAGUCGAAAGCGAUCAUUUGCUUGUUUCACGCUCGGUGUCACGUCAAUACACGCGCAGACGUUUGUGUA
Pollicipes pollicipes is the source of this 588-nucleotide messenger RNA. Its product is annotated as U6 snRNA-associated Sm-like protein LSm2. The record is from RefSeq and is a predicted model, not a curated record. Gene Ontology annotation, biological process: mRNA splicing, via spliceosome. Gene Ontology annotation, cellular component: P-body; precatalytic spliceosome; U4/U6 x U5 tri-snRNP complex. The coding region runs from base 180 to 467 and encodes 95 amino acids. The transcript has 4 exons. Lineage: Eukaryota; Metazoa; Arthropoda; Thecostraca; Pollicipedomorpha; Pollicipedidae. Gene Ontology annotation, molecular function: RNA binding.